This is a messenger RNA of Aethina tumida (small hive beetle), 1581 nucleotides long. It is a transcript of the gene Task6, whose product is annotated as two pore potassium channel protein sup-9. The coding region runs from base 487 to 1575 and encodes 362 amino acids. Gene Ontology annotation, biological process: potassium ion transmembrane transport; stabilization of membrane potential. NCBI's taxonomy places the organism in Eukaryota, Metazoa, Arthropoda, Insecta, Coleoptera, Nitidulidae. The record is from RefSeq and is a predicted model, not a curated record. The transcript is spliced from 7 exons. Gene Ontology annotation, molecular function: potassium ion leak channel activity. Gene Ontology annotation, cellular component: membrane.
CGGAAUCUGUGCCAUCCUCCGGGUACUGAAAUUCUUCGGGUUUUCGAACCAAUGCGUUGCGUAAACAGUACCAGGUUUCGAAGCUGGCUGCAUUAUUGACUGAAAACUAAACAAUAGGUGAGCCGAAUGUUUCAGUUUUUGUUUCAGUGCGGCAAGUGACAUAAAUUUAAUGCGACAGUGUCCAUCAUUAUUAUACGGGGUGUGUUAACGAAAAAUGGAAACUUUGUAUGUGGAUGAAGUGUUUCAAACUUAACAAGGCUAGACAGUUGACCAGAAAGCCGCAUGUUGAGCUGGGGCCCAGUUCCCAAAGUGUAUGAAGAGUUAACAGAUCGACGGCGAAAAACCGAAAUCUACACGUUAUCAGGAAUAAAAGCCGGCGUAAGCCAGUUGCACAUGCGGUCUUGGAGGAGGGGUUGGGGGGGCGUGUGCAGCUAGCGGCACGGGAGCCCCCCGGCCCCCCGGCAUGACCAUGUGCGUUAGAAGAGGAUGAAGAAGCAAAACGUUCGCACGCUAUCUCUAAUCGUUUGUACCUUCACUUAUUUGCUCAUUGGGGCGGCCGUAUUCGACGCCCUCGAGUCCAAAACGGAGAACCAGAGGAAAGUGGUUCUUCAAGAAAUCCAGUCAAUAAUUCGAAGGAAGUAUAACAUUACUGACGAGGACUAUCGUAUAAUGGAAACGGUAGUUCUGAAAUCUGAACCGCAUAGAGCUGGACAACAGUGGAAAUUCACUGGAGCAUUUUACUUUGCAAUUACCGUAUUGACCACGAUCGGUUAUGGGCAUUCGACACCAAGCACGAUUUCCGGAAAACUCUUCACUAUGUGCUAUGCCAUGAUCGGCAUACCGCUAGGCCUCGUUAUGUUCCAGAGCAUUGGUGAGAGAGUCAACAAGCUCAGCAGUGUCAUCAUACGGUCAGUAAAAUCCUCGUUGAACUGUAGACAAACUGCUGCGUCUGAUUUAGAUCUUAUAUGUGUGGUUACGUUCCUAAGCUCACUAACCAUUGCUGGCGGUGCAGCGGCCUUUUCACGGUACGAAGGUUGGCCCUAUUUUGACUCGGUCUAUUAUUGCUUUAUCACGCUUACAACAAUUGGUUUUGGAGAUAUGGUGGCCCUACAGAAAGACAAUGCUCUGAGCAAAAAACCGGAAUACGUCAUGUUCUCGCUCAUUUUUAUUCUUUUUGGUUUAGCUAUUGUUGCUGCCUCGCUUAACUUACUCGUAUUACGUUUUGUAACAAUGAAUACGGAAGAUGAACGAAGAGAUGAAGCGCAAGCGAUGCAGGCAUUGGCAGGAGCUGUACGUUUAGAAGGUGAUGUAAUAACAGCGAAUGGUUCCAUUCUUAGUGGACAGUUAGGACAUCACGUCACUGAAACCACAUCAUUAGAUGCAGAUGAGACUUCUGUUUGUUCUUGUCCUUGCGGAUGUAUUCCGACAUCCAGCAGGCACCGAUUUACUGUUCGUAGAUCGCCAACUCAAAUUCGUCACCUGCUCCCAGUGUUACCGAUGCACGAACUACACUUGCCCCAAGGGCCACUUUUACCCACGCCCGUCAUCUGCCCAAAUCAUAGGGCUUCAAUAUGAUUCGAU